UCAUCCAUCCGGUUCACCCCGCGAACCCAUCCAAAAACUCUCUGAUAUAAAAAGUCCGUUUUUGGGAAAUUAUUAGUUAGAUAAGCUAGACACAACGGGCCGAAAACAGUGAUCCAUUGAACAUCCGCUGAAAGGGGUAUCUUACGAAGAUGAAGCAAAUCAUUUGUGUGCUGGUUGUUGGUUUGGUCUGUGCUGUGUUUGCCGAAAGUGACCAGGAAGCCACCGUGGUAAAGCACGAUGCUGAAGUGAAUGUUGAUGGAUCCUAUCAAUUUGCGUACGAAACCUCCAAUGGAAUCCAACAUGAAGAACAGGGUCAAUUGAAAAAGCUCGGAGAAGAAGAACAGGCUGUGGUUGCUGAAGGUCGCUUCUCUUACACCGAUCCUGAAGGAAACAAAAUCUCGGUGCAGUACGUAGCUGACGAGAAUGGAUUCCAACCCCAGGGAGAUCAUCUGCCAACUCCUCCACCAAUCCCGGAGGCGAUCGAAAGGGCCCUACGACUGUUGGCUGAAAAGUCGCAGAAGAAGUAAAUGCUCCAGUCCAGAAGAGUCUAAUGUAGCCUAACCAAAUUUGUGUUCAGAACACCUAGUCCAUAGUAUCGAAAAAUAUCCGCUUAUGAACAUUUACCGAAUAAACAGAACAUUCCUACAAUCGA
Armigeres subalbatus is the source of this 652-nucleotide messenger RNA. Its product is annotated as endocuticle structural glycoprotein SgAbd-2-like. The coding region runs from base 150 to 527 and encodes 125 amino acids. The record is from RefSeq and is a predicted model, not a curated record. The transcript is spliced from 3 exons. Gene Ontology annotation, cellular component: chitin-based extracellular matrix. NCBI's taxonomy places the organism in Eukaryota, Metazoa, Arthropoda, Insecta, Diptera, Culicidae. Gene Ontology annotation, molecular function: structural constituent of chitin-based larval cuticle.